UAGCAUUAUGCUGUGUGUAUGUUGGCCAAGAAUCACAUUUUUCAGCCCUGAGCUGUCAGGAGUUUCAGACCAAAAUAUGAAACUGUCGUGCGCUAAACUUCCUGCGUAUGCAGCUAUUUUGUCUCGAGCGCAUGCUGCUUGUAACAUUGUAGCAAACUGUUAUUAUUAGUCUGCAAGCUUAGCUGUGCUACAAUGUUGGAAGGAAUAACAGAUAACCCUUAUCCUGGCGUUCUCACAACAAAUUAUAUGUAACGUUUUCCAAGAAAUUUACGUCACAACAUUUGUCAUCAAAUCUGAUGGCUCGCUACACUACACAUUUCUUGCUGUUGGAAGACACACCCUCCACAUUUAUUUAUUGUACUUCCGUGCAUCGGACGGGGUGGCACAAGCGUUGAUCACGCCAGUCAGUUGAAUUGGCUAAACAACAUUCUCACGUUUCGAGGAGCGUCUAUGACAGCCUAGCCGUGAAUGAUACAGUAUGUUGUGUCUUUUCUGAAAAUGUAUCGAAACCGAAGGGUAAUCGCAGCACCGGAUUGUGGUAAACAAGCAACAUCAAGGACCAACAAUACAUCCUGACGCUACAGUAUGGCCUGGGCUCUCACAGCAUGGAAUUGGUAUCCUCUCUCUGUCCUAUAGAUUUUUAGGUCAGGUUUUUACAAAUGCUCUGAACAGUUUGUAAUGGACCUAAAAUCUCUAUUUCUGAAUAAGCUCCUCCAAUUCACCAGGGUAGGAACCAAGACUCUGUGGAUUUCAGAGUAACGUUACAACAUUUUACCCAAGACCUACUUUCGAGAGGCAGAGGGUGUGCAUUGUCUAAGUGGGAAUGGGAAACUGGUGUUGUCCUGCUGCUAGUCCCUGUGACAAUGUGGAGGAAAUAAGUGGGUUACUUCAUGGGGGUGUCGAGAUUCCAGCAUCCUCAUCAGAAUGUGGAGAGGUCGCUGGAUUCCACAAUGGUUCCGAGGAAGAUUCUGAAGUGAGGAAAACGGGAGGAGACAAUGCAGAGGACAAUAAAGACAAAGAGGUGGCUGUUGUGACUGUGCAGGUGUGCUGUAGUGUCCCUCCCAAAACCAAUGGAAAGGAAGACAUUGCCCAGCCCCAGACUAUAGAGAAGAAUGGACUCCUCCAGACAGAAGACAGACAGGCUGAGGAGCCGUCUCCCAACACAGGCACUGGACUCAUAGCAAACUCCAUCCUUACAGCACUGGACAAAAGCAUUGAGGAUACAGCCACAGAGAGCACAAAUGUAGAAGCUCAGAUAUGCACUUCAGAUCCUCCCCAGGGUCCCCUUAAGGAAGAGGUGCAAGGAGGAGGAGAUGCAGAGAAGGUCCUGGCUGAGAUAGAUGUAGCUGUACUUGCUGAGCAGACCUCCACUGUGGUCCAGAAUGAACACUCAGAUAAUAUAACAGUUACACCUGAUGCUAAGGACAAAUGCCCUGAAGCCUUUGCUCCCAAAGCUGAGAUACCAGUAGAAUCCAUUACCUCUGAAACUGUGGAUGAAGAUUCAACAAUACCCCUCCACAAUGCGGUGGAUGUACUGUCAGAGCCAGAGAAGUGUUGUGACCACCACAGUGCCAAGACAUCUCUCCCAGACUCCCAGCUCACCCCACCAGAGGCCUGUGAGAAGGCAGCAUCUACCGACAGUGUCCCUCACCUGCCCUCAUCUCCAUCUCCCACUAUCACUGUGAUAAAGGGGGUGGAUGGUAAAGAGAAUAGGAGCUCUGUAGUGCCCCUGAAUGACAGUCCACAGGAUCCUGAGGCUUCUCCAGCUUUAUCAGGAGCUACGGAGCCCACACAGAAUGGUCUGGUUCCCCAAAACCUCACUGGACUGGUGAAGGAACCAGUGAGAAUGAGUCCCUCUGCGACCAACAAGAGUCAAAACUCCUGUGAACAAGCGAAGGAAGGUACCCAGGGUGGAUUGGUUGAAGUCCCAUCUUUGGAAGACCUCUUAGAUGAAGGAGCGGAGGAAGAAGUGCCAGAAACAAAGGAACAGGAGGAUGAGGAGAUGGAGAGUGCUACUGCAGGGGCCAUGACAGGGGAUGAGACGGGAGGGGAGGAGGCCCUAAAAGGAGAGGCCCAUCAGGGGCCCAGCACCUCUGCUGAUUUGGAGGUGUUACAAGUGAGGGAAGAAGAUGGUCCUGCUGGGGACGAUCUGGGAGUUAGCGAGGAAGACCUGUAUCGAGGAGCUGAAGAGCUCCCCCAGGGGCCAGUUAAACAUGCAGGCCCGGAGCCACUGUUUGAAAUCACACUUCCAAAGGUUGAGGACCGAUGCAGUCUGGAGCCAAUGGUGGAUAUUAUGUCCUACAGUGAGAGAGAGUGGAAGGGAAACACUGCCAAAAGUACCCUUAUUAGAAAGGGUUACACUGAGCUGUCUCAGAGGUUUGGGAGCCUGAGACGGGUGAGAGGAGAUAACUACUGUGCCCUCCGAGCCACUCUGUUCCAGGUGCUCUCCACCAGCACCCAGCUGCCUGUCUGGCUGCAGGACGAACACAUUUCUACGUGGCUGGAGGAGCUGGAAUGCCUGAUUGGCCAGUGGAUGUUCCCCUCAGAGUGCAGACAGAGGGAGGGAAGCGAAGAUGCCGCCCAACAGCUCAAACGCUACAUGGAACUCCUCCAGAACAGGUGGCAGGCGGCGGUGGGCUGCUCCAGUGCGGAGGAGAGACUGUGUCUGUGUGAGCGUGUGUUCCAGGGAGGGGAGGAGGAGCUGGGCCUGCUGGAAGCCCUGAAGCUCCUCAUGCUUGGCCGGGCCGUGGAGCUCCACACCACCAUGCAAGAGGGAGGAGACGUGCCCGUCUUCUGCUGGCUUCUCUACGCACGCGACUCUUCCGACUGCCCACGCAGCUUCCUGUCCAACCACCUGAGCCAAGUGGGAUUCAGCGGGGGGCUGGAGCAGGUGGAGAUGUUUCUGCUGGGGUAUGCCUUGCAGUGCACCAUCCAAGUCUACAGGCUGUACAUGGCACACACAGAGGAGUUUAUCACCUAUUUUCCCGACGACCAUAAGGAAGACUGGCCCUGUGUAUGUCUGGUCACAGAGGAUGACCGGCACUACAAUGUCCCAGUGGGCCAGCCCAAUGGACUCCAGGUCCCAGAAGACCUCAAUGCAAGCUGAUUGGACUCAAAGUCCCUGAUUUGCCACUGAAGAAGCUGCUCAUGGCAGGCAGAACAGAAAGCACUCAUGUUGACUGAGUGAACACUGAACAUAUUCCUGCCUAUUGACAUUAUGGCCCCAUUUACACCUGUUAGAAAAAGAGCUUUUGGAAUCUGACUAGAACUGAUGAUUAAAUAGAUAUCAGAUCACAUUUUUUUUUAACAGCAGGUGUAAAUGGGUACUAACACACCCAUAAAAGGUGAGAGCAGAGUAGGCAGAGGUCAAUUCUUCACAGCACAUUUUAGCCUUGUUUGACACUGAAACCAUGACCUUGAAUCAAUUUUAGCUACCAGUUAGUUAUUGGUACUUAAAUUUAGAAGUUUAUUUUUUAUGUAACUCAUGAAAUACACAAUUUUAUUGUAAGGUUAGCAGUAACUGCAAUUUUAGAUGGGUUAACUGGAGUACAGGAAGUUUGUUUGAUAAUUUGUCCCUGCGUCAGUGGCAUGCCAGGUCUCUGCUUGCUGCCAUACGCUCGAGUAAAGCUGUGGUAUUAUUUCAAAAUGUAACAUGCUGCCUUUAACCAAGGUGCUCUUGGAGAAAAUGCAUUGUGCCAAUGUUGUUGCAAAAUCCAGAUACUGGCAACAGUUUCCUGGUUCAUUGUCAAACCAGCAGCCUCUGAGUUAGGUUCUACAUAUGAAGCCUGGCCUGGUCCUCCAUGUUGCCUUAAGUCAUUUAUGCACAAUAUGGGUGAACAUUGGUUGCUGCCUGGAGACCAUUUUGGUAAAAAAAUAAAAUGUAAAAAAGCUAACACUGAUUAUACCACUUGGGUAAACACUUUUGUGCAGUAUGAUUGCAGAGUUUUAAAGGAAAUAAAAUCAAUAUUUUCAAAAUAAA
Molecule: messenger RNA, 3979 nt
Organism: Oncorhynchus tshawytscha (Chinook salmon)
Lineage: Eukaryota; Metazoa; Chordata; Actinopteri; Salmoniformes; Salmonidae
Exons: 11
Coding region: 824-3106 (760 amino acids)
Biological process (GO): protein linear deubiquitination
Cellular component (GO): cytoplasm
Molecular function (GO): cysteine-type deubiquitinase activity
Source: RefSeq, a predicted model, not a curated record